AGGCGGGGAUCGAUGUUUCAUUGGUUGCUAAGGCAAGGGGUCGAAGAAGCCACAAUUUUGAAUGCCAUUUUUUAAAAGUUGUUUGUGCUACGAAUAGAUGUAAUAAAAAAAGAAGAAAUUAUGCAGAUACACAAGGGAGGAGAUUCAAACAUUCAUUUUUUAAAAUGUUUUCCUUUACGUCCGGAAAGGGACGGGGCUAACCGAGGCAUCCUGUAGCCUGACAUCCGGCGUACUCGGAUUUUUAACAUGGCCGCUCAGCUGUACACACAGGCUAUUUCGGCUCUCUUCGCAUUGAUUUCAAUUAUGAUGUCUUCGACUACAGCCGGAAAUAGCAGUGCAACUGCUAUUUUAGCUAUUGUUUCGAGUGGAGAUUCAUCUUCUCGAGAUCAUUUGGGAACACUGACACUUUCUCCGUCUGUUUCUCAAACAAUCACUGUCGUGGGAGUUAACAUUGUUAACAAAACUGAAAUUUCUUUUACGCCAACAGACAUGUCUAAGAAUGAAGACUGCAGCAACGUAAAGCGGCUUCGGACUUUUUUCGCAUCUUCAGCAAGUGCAGAUAAAACAUUAGCAGCAUUUGACAUAACACUUGACUACCCAGAUCCUGGAGAAACUUACUAUUACAUAUGUGUGAAAGUUGGUGAUCAAGGGACGUCUUCAUCUUGGGUACACCAAGGCAGUGAUGCGUGGUUGCGAAUAGCUAUUAAAGAGAAAGAAGAGAGUGGAACGUUGAUGCCCAUAUGGUUACAGAUAAUUGUUGUUAUAAUACUGCUAUGCCUCUCAGGUCUGUUCAGUGGUCUUAAUCUGGGACUCAUGGCGCUGGAUAAAACAGAGUUAAAAAUCAUUGAAAAGUGUGGCUCGCCAGCUGAGAAAAAGUACGCAAAACUUAUCACACCACUUAGAAAAAGGGGCAAUUUUUUGUUGUGUACACUUUUGUUAGGCAAUGUUAUGGUAAACAGUACUGCGACAAUCUUGAUGGACGAAAUGUCUAAUGGUGUGAUUGCAGUUGUAGCUUCAACACUGUGCAUUGUUCUCUUUGGUGAAAUAAUUCCACAGGCUAUUUGUUCUCGCCACGGGCUGGCAAUCGGAGCCCGAACUUCGUUUAUUACACGAUUUUUUAUGAUUGUGACGUUUCCAUUGUCAUUCCCGAUUAGUUUGAUUCUGGACAGGAUUCUGGGUGAGGAAAUUGGACAAGUUUAUGACAAAGAAAAACUGCAAGAAUUAAUCAGAAUGACAGCAGAUCACAAAGUUCUUCAGAGUGAUGAGGCCAACAUUAUUUCAGGCGCUCUUCAGCUUGCCAACAAACGUGUGGAAGAUGUCAUGACCAAGAUGGAGGAUGUAUUCAUGCUUGACAUCAAUACCAUUUUGGACUUUGAGACUAUGUCAGAGAUUCUGAAGUAUGGGUACACUCGUGUGCCUGUUUAUGAUGGUGAUAAAACCAACAUAGUUCAUCUUCUAAACACAAAGGAUUUGGCACUAAUAGAUCCUGAUGAUAAUACACCCUUGAAAACUGUGUGCAAAUUUUAUGAUCACAGACCAUUGUUUGUUGAUUAUGAUGUAAAGUUGGAUUCAAUGCUACAAGAUUUCCUUCAAGGUAACUCACAUAUGGCCAUUGUGCAGCGUUUGCACAAUGAUAAAGACACAGAUCCAUACUUUGAAAAUAUAGGUGUUGUUACACUGGAGGAUGUCAUUGAAGAAAUCAUACAGUCAGAAAUCAUUGAUGAGACGGAUAUGCUGACUGACAACCGUAGGAAAAAGCCACGCAAACGAGAGAAGCUAGACUACAAUGUCUUUGAUCAGAAACAGGAGCAGAUAAGAAUUUCCCAGCAGGUUGCUUUUGCUGCUUUUCAGUACCUCUCCACAGGAGUGGAACCAUUUAAAGAGCAGUAUAUUUCAAGGAGUGUGCUAAAGCAGCUCAUAAGGCAAAACAUUGUACAGACCAUGAACCCAGAGACAGCUGAUUCAGAGAAGAAAAACUAUAUUUAUGAGUGUGGAAAAGAAUGUGACUAUUUUGUGCUUAUUUUGGAAGGUCAUGUAGAGGUGAAGAUUGGAAAAGAGAAUCUGGUGUUAGAGAGUGGACCUUUCAGUUACUUUGGAACAGACUGCCUUGAGUGUUUGAAGGAUUUGAAACUGGAGCAAGUAAAAGAUAUCAGUUUACGCAAGUUGCCUCCUUAUAUACCAGACUUUUCAUUAUCUCCCCUCACACCAGUGGAGUUCCUGCGCAUCCGACGUGUUCACUACCUGGCUGCUCGGCGUACAUCAUUGAUUAUAUCAGCAUCAGCUGGUGGUACGGAGCAUGAGGAGGCAUUUCAUAAGGAAUGGCAUCGCACAUUAGCAUGUGAUACCAUUUCACGCAACAACAGUUCUGCUGGCAUGUCUGACAUUGCUGAAACAAGCCAUGGCUUGCUAGAAGUGGUACAGAAACGUGGACUGCUCAGAGAUAAAAUAGAUGUUCAUAAUGCCAGUAUGGCACAUCCACGACAUCUCAAAAUGGGGGAUCUAGAGGAUCGUUCUUCUAAAGGAAGUCAGGAAUCACUUCCAGGCAGAAAUGCAACUUCGAACAAUGUUAGCGAUAUCUUCCAUCUCAGUGACAGCAGCUCGCAUGGAGAACAUGUGCCAGUUGUUGAAACACCAGGCUCUUCUAACAGUGAUAAACUCCCAUCUGUUUCUGUAAUGCCACUGGCUUCAGAAACCGCAUCUGUGGGUGAAAUGCAUGAUAGCUCCAUGCACUCUGACACUGAUAAUCUUCAACAGAACUGGAAUGCCACAGGAGAGGCCUUUAAGUCUGCAGAUUCAGAAUCAUCAGAUGAAGGGACAGAUCUUGGGAAGGCUACUGUUGAUGAUAAAGUUCCUUUAAUGGGACCAAAGACAUCAGCUCAUGAACCAGUCACAGUUUGGGUGGACGAGGAAGAGAAAGUUCCUCUCUUUGGCAGAGAAAAGGAUGCUUCAGGGAUUUCAAGCAAUAAUGUAAAGUUAUAGUACUGACAGAGUUGCAAAGGAUAAAGAUUUUUUGCAUAUAUGGGUGUAUGUGUAAUUACUAACAAUAAAUAUUGACAUAUAAAGUUUUGAUGAUCACUAACAAGGUUAAGUGAGAAUAUUUUGAAGUUGACUGUAGUUUGUGUAAAGAAAUAUCAUUUCUUCUGUUUUGUUGUUGUUUUUUUUUUUUUUUUCACAGGGAGACAUUAUUUCCGAAUUGCUCAUUUUAGAGGAGCAGGCAGGUUUUUAUAAUUGGAAGGGAGUGAUGAACCCAUUUGAUUAUGUUAGAAGUUUUUUCUUAACAUCAAAUAAAAAGACAUCAAAGGUAAAUGACAGUUGGCUUGAGUUUACCUUAAAGUAAAGCAGUUUUAAUCACCAGAUAAAGGGAAGUAGGUGCAAGCAUACCAAAUAAUCGAUUAGUUCCCUUUACUGAUUUUUAGUUGAAACUGAGUGUAGCAUACAGGACUUGUGAAUUUUCUUAUCUUUGUGAAUGUCUAUUUUUAAUACUUGUAAUUGUUGAACAGUUCUGUGGAAAUUGAAAGGGAUAAAUUUUUUAUGUAUUGACAUUUGUUUAUGUGAAUAUUACAUGCAUAGUUUUUUUUAAAGACUGCAUCCAAGAGGCAGGCCCAAGUAUGUAAAGCUAUCAUCCUUUCUUGCUAAACCAAAGAGCACAUGCUUUGGGAGGCCUUUACUGCUUGUGCCAUCUAUAAAAUUCUUGACAUUUUUUGGUCAAAAUAAAUACUUCAAAUAUGUGUUUGUACUAACGAAAUAACUCAGAAAUAUGUUGACAAAAAUGGCAAAGCAAAUCUCCCAAAAUGAAAAUCAUAAAAAUUCUUAUCCUUAAUGUCCAGCAGACGACCUUUAUUGAUAUUUCCAGCAUUUACAUUUUACAAGUAAUCUUUGCUGAUGUGAGCGCACCUGACAAAAAGGAACAGCAAAUUAAUAGGAAUUUAACUCUUUCCCUUGUCUUUAAUUGUCUAGUUUUUUCCUGCAUCUUUACACCGGGAGAAAGUAACAGCAGAUUUGUUACUUUUUGAAUUGAAUUGAUCACUAAUUUCUUCAACAUUUACUAGGCUUGCAGCCAAAAACACCUGUCUAUGAUGCAUGGAGCAGAAGAUGCUAGCAGACAUUAAAACAACAUUCUUAUAAUUUAUUUGCAUCACAGUUAAGUCAUAAACCUCUGUUUUAUUUAUCUAAGGAAUAUAGAAGCUGGUUCCAAAACAUUUGUGAUUAAAUUUUUUUGUGAACCUUUGCAAGCAAUUCUCUAGCAAUAUUUUUUUACAUUUGUGUCAUAAUCCAGUUGUGAAUUCAAAAUUCAAAUGAGAAUCAAAGUUAGUAUAUUCAAGCACAUUUAAACUAUUUGUUUUGUCAUAUGGCAUAUUUUGUGAAAGAUGAUUUUUAAGGAUUUGCUUUGUGAUCUGCAGAACCUAUAAAGCACAUUUAAAAAAAAGUAUUUCAUGAAGGGAAGGGGAGGAUGAACACAAGAUGAAAUCAUUUACCACAUAGUAUAAUCUUUUCAGGGAAUUAUUACAGCAGUAGCGAAAAAUAAAUUGGGUUUUUAUUUUUUGCAUAAUGCCAGUUCUCACAAUAUAAGCUAAUGGAGCUAAUGGACAAAUAAUUUUUAGUCUUGCUUUUCUAAGCUGUUUUCUUUUGGCACCCUUAUUUUUGUAGUUUGGUUUUUCAAAAAAAAGUUCUUGGUGUGAUAUAGCCUAACUUUGCUGGCAUGGUGUAAAACAGUAACAACAUUCAAAGAAAGUUGCUCUAAAUUUCCAUUACAACAUAGCCUGUCUUGUUUAAGAAUGUGAUGAAUGAUGAACUCUCUUAAAAGCAGCUUAUUGUAAUAUUACUAGAAAGUUCACAGUCAAGCUGCUAAUGUAAAACUUCUGUUGUGCAUUUGCAACAUAUUGAAUAAAGUGACCCCCUUUCCCACACAUGCUCACACCAUUUAAAAAAAAAAUCCAAGAAAAUUACAAACAGUAAUUACAUUUCAGUAACUGUGAUCCUUUUAAUUUUGAAAUUUUUUUUUAGGAGUCUAUUAGGGACAAAUGGCUAUCAAAAAUAGUAUGGGUCAUUUCCCUAAACUGCAAUUGUAAGAGGUACAGCACAAAUGCUUGAUGUUUAUGACUGGUAUACUAUACUCUUCUUUACAAGAAUGAACUCGAUGCAGUUUGUAACCCAGCUGAUUUACAUCCUGUUUGAAUUUAAGUCACUGAUUAAGUAUAAACAAAGCCCUGUCUUUAUGGUGUCCAGGUUUCCCAGCAUCUGUUUGGUGAAAGCACAAGGAGUAAAUUUAAAAAUCACAGCAAGUGUGUCAAAAUCAAAAGUUUCUUUGCUAGACACAAUCUUUUGCCUGGGCCCACAGCAUUGCUCUGUAUUUCUAUCUGAGGCUGUACAAAUUAGAAGACUGACUUGAAAUGCACUCGUUGCAUAGGUCAUUUGCAUCUGAGUGUGUUCAUGGAAACUACAGCACAUUCAGGUUGCCAGAGAUAUGCUAUACUGAAUGUUGGAUCCCCAAAUAAUGUUGUUCAUAACAUGUAAUAACGAAGGAGUGCACUGUUUUUCCUUAUAUUGUUUAGGAAUAAUGAAGAGGGGUCCAGUGAAGCUAUUCUGGUUCCAUAUUGAAAACAUGUGUAAUUGCAUAUAACAAAUGUAGUGACCAAGUUUCAGACUUGCUUUACUCAUAGACUGACUGCGCUUUACAUACAUAGAUAAAUGUGGUGAGAGGCUUAUUUUCUUCCAUUUUCAAGGUUUGUUUUUGUGUCUCAUCUAUCUCAUUUUUCAGUUCUUCUAUGGACGUGUUAAGCGCAGGGGACAGCCUAUUGAGAAUAAAUGCAUACCUUCUGUGAUAUUUAUGGCAUAUGUGAUAUUGCCAUGAUUAACAUGAUGAUAAAGGGAAAAGAAUAAUGGUGAUGCUGUGAAUUCGGUAUUAAUAUGGAUUGUGUUUCUUGCAAAUUUUAUCCCAUUGAGCACUUAUCAUUGACCAGCAUUUUGAUAAAACAGACUUAAGGGUUUUCAUUAACUGGUAAAAACAGUAUUUUUGCCAGAUACAUUCGUGCUUAUACUUACUGUUACAAAAUGCUAAUAGUAAUGAGAAAGACACUUUUAGCGUGUAUAUGUUCAUGCAUGUUUUAGAGUGUGUGUGUUUUCUUGUGUGCAUGCAUGCAUUUGUGUGUGCAUGCACAUUUAUGCAUGUGUGAUUUUAACUUGGAGGAACAGUUUUCAGGGAAAAAAUAUAAGUUUCAGCAUUCAUGCAAGAUGCAAUUGAACAGUACUUACGUUGAGAAAUACUCAAGAAUCACUCUUUUAAUGAUACAAUUGUGAAUUUGUUAUAUAUAUGAGAAAGACAAUUUAAUGUGAAGUCAUAUGGUACAUGGAGCAGAUCAGCUGAUACUGCCUUUAGAUAAAUUUCCACCACUCCUGGUAGUGAUUGAUUAUUUUUCUUUUAUGAAAAAAUACAGUGUUUUAGGGAAUAAUGUUUUUUUGAUCAUUUCAAAGUCGUAAAAUCUAGCCCACAGCACCAGUUGUAAUUUGGCAUGCAGUUCAUUUUGGUUGGUUUGUUUGUGUAUGUCUGUCUGUGCGAGCACACUACUUUGAGUUUGUACCAGAGAGAGAACGUAUGUUUAGUUAAGGGACCAGCACUGUUGCCCUGAAGUUACGUUCCUGUUGAUUGCGAAGAUUUGGAAUUUGUUAAGCGUAUUUUGUUUUGUAGUUUCUUAUUUAUCAUGGAUGUUUUCAUUGUGUAAGCUUUUAAAAAAAACUGUAAUAAUUAUAACUAGCCUAACUAGCAGCACAUGUCAGUGAUUCCAGUUUGUGUACCAAAAUAGAUGUUAUUGUCUGAAAUAUUAAGAAAAUCGAAGGGAACAUUUGAUUAUGGCCCACAUAUUGUGUGUGUGAUGUUUUCACUAAUUAUAUUGUGUGCAACAUAGAUUAAUAUUAUCCAGAGAUACUGAUCUAAUUUUUUUUUUUCAAUUUCUGCUUGUUGCAAAUAAAAAUGGCUAAAUUGUGAUCUGUGAUCCAUGGUAUGAUGCACAUCAUUGUUAUAAUAUCAGAUUAUGAUUACAUCACUGCACAAUCAUAUGAAUACAAAUCUCCAGUGUUUGUACACUUUUUUGAAACAGACCUGGUUUUGUGAGGUUUUUUUUGUAUGGUACAUUUUUUAGUUUGAACUUUUGUAGUCUCUCUGUAUUGCAGCAUUUUUGCUUUUUUUUUAGGUUCACAAUAUUUGAUGUUUACAAAUAACAUAUACUAAGUAUACUGGCUAGGUUUUUUUUGGUAUAAAAUUUGAAAUUUAAAGUUUGAGGUAUCAUUUUGGUACAAAAAGCUAGCCAAUAUUCUCUUUGUUUUAAGUGCCAGUCUUAUGUAUUACACUAAGCUUAGUGUGCUGUUAAACUGUCACUUUCUUUUGUCUGGCUGGCCAGUAAUAUCCAUUGAGUUCUUGUUAUCCUUUGACUAGGCGAUAUGUGUACAUCAACACUUUUCUAUUCUCAAAGAGUUAGAAGGUUAACAAUAUAUGCGCAUUGAUAUUUAUUUGGAAAGUCAGACGUAUUCCUGAGUGUACUUUGCAGUUGUUUCAUGCGCCUUACCGUCACUGUACAUAUAAUCAGAUGUAAUGCAACAGGGCUGUAACCAGUGUUGUAAUGACACAAUCAUUCCCUCCUCUUAGCUUUUCCCCCACUCCCACACCAAGCACUUCCGUCCAGCUCAGGAAUAGCUGAAAGAAUGGAAAGUUUGACUUGGGAUUUGAAAGAUACAGAUUAAUAUGAGCUGAAAAUAAGUCUCAGCACACCAGGUCUUUCUCCACAAUCUUGCAGGAACCAGUCACAGUUUCUUCAUUAGCUUGUCAAGUAGUGCAUUACCUCAGCUAAAGGGCUGUGAAGAAGUGAUGUACACAAAAAAUGUCUUUACAGAUUGUUGUAAUAUUUUGGGGCUGGGGUGGGGAAUGCAUUCUCGGGGAUUUUUUGAAAAGGAAACUAACUUGUUACUGCUGCACAUAGUGCAUGGUUCCUGUUAUGUGACAGCCCCCUGAGGAUGAUGCAAAAAAAAAAAAAGCAUUGGCUGCUGUUAGAAAUGUGGAUUUUUUUCUAUCAGUGUCCAUUUGCUGUAUUUUAGGAACCAUAUAGAAUCUGUUACGAUGUAUUGAUAUUAGUUUACCAUUAGGGAUAAAUAAACUCACCUUUGCUAGUAUA
Messenger RNA from Pomacea canaliculata, 8162 nucleotides. RefSeq names its product metal transporter CNNM4-like. The transcript is spliced from 6 exons. Gene Ontology annotation, molecular function: transmembrane transporter activity. Bases 247 to 2979 code for a protein of 910 amino acids. The record is from RefSeq and is a predicted model, not a curated record. Lineage: Eukaryota; Metazoa; Mollusca; Gastropoda; Architaenioglossa; Ampullariidae. Gene Ontology annotation, cellular component: plasma membrane. Gene Ontology annotation, biological process: magnesium ion homeostasis; transport.